This is a messenger RNA of Cylicocyclus nassatus, 2442 nucleotides long. The record is from the annotation of a GenBank genome assembly. NCBI's taxonomy places the organism in Eukaryota, Metazoa, Nematoda, Chromadorea, Rhabditida, Strongylidae.
GUGCUGGGCUGGGUGGGCACAGAGAUGAUGUGGCUGAUCGUGUGCUGGGGCCUGAUGGCGCUUCUGUGCUAUUUGGCUCUCAAUCACCUUGGCACUCGCCCUGCUGACGAACUCACAAAAACCACCGUGCAGGCGGCAGAAGCGACGACGCCAUCUCGACAGGCCGCCUCAAACAGCGAAUGGACGAACGAAGUAUUAGCAUGGAUAUACAACAAUUUUCUAAAAGUACCUGGGCCUUUGGAAGCAUGGAUAAAAUCAUUAAAUGACGCUGCCAAAAAAGUCAAUCGACCGACUGAAUGCGAGGUAAUUUUUGACGGGUUUGGAGAUCACAUGCACGUGAAGCAACCGCCCAGAUUGAGCCAUAUACGUGUUGAACACGGUCCACGUGAACAUUUGACGCUCAGAACGAAUAUCCACCUGCCAUGCGUAUGCCUCAAAGUCGUUUCAUCUCAGCGUACGCCUGAGAGACUUCUGGUCAGCAACUUUGACGCGAACAUCGUUGACCUACGUGGGGAGGUCGAAUGUCGCUUUGCAUGCAUAGCAAACCAGCUUUUUCUGAUGGGAUGUUUCAAUGGAAGACCGGAAAUGGACAUCGAACUAACGAACACAGAUUCCAACGCACAGUCACAAGUAUCGCUCGGUCUAGUCGAGGAGAAGAUUCGCCGCUGUCUGUUGUCAGCUGUUACUAACAUCAAUCUUUCUGAAGCGCUGCCUCCAAAUCCAGACGAUUGGCGAAUGGAUGAGACCCAGUUGAUCGAUAACUUCCAUGAAAGGAGCUACCAUGAUCAGAAUCAUUCUCCCGUCAUCUCCACCUCAACCGCCACACCCUCGCCGAAACCUGCUGUAGAUCCCAGCAGGCUUUCAGAAGAGAUAUCUGGGGCUGCCAUGCAGGUUCCCGACCUCUUUAAGAAACUCAAUGAAUCUCAUUUGAUCUCCCCAAUGACAAACAACAAUGCUCCUGCCAACAAGCUCCGCGUCAAGGUGAUAAAGGCCAAUCACCUCGGCAGAGGCACAGCUAUCAUCGAUGUCCAACAGCCGUACGUGGUCAUUGAAAUGGACGAACCAGCCCAGAAAUUUACAACGACCAAAGGAAUCAACGCCUGUCCAUACUGGGAGGAGUCAUUUGAUUUCGACAUGACUCCGGCGUCAGAAGAGAUCCUUUUUGAAGUGUACGACACAGGCCUAAAGGCUUCCUCUGAUGACGACAAAAACUUUUUGGGUCUCGCCAUAGUAAACUUCGAAGAGAUCAAAAGAAGCGGUGAACAUCUUCACAAUUUGAAACUCCAAGGUCGACCUUAUCGUAAAGAUGAAGUAGGUGGAGAGCUCACUAUACAGUUUGAUUUCUACUAUGACCCAAAGACAGUGACGCCUGGGAAACUUGUAGAUUCUGUGAAAGUCCGGAACACCAAUGGCAGUGAAUUCCGAGAGACCGUCACAACACAGAGACGAGCGAUUUACGAUCCUCAUGACAAUUACGAGAAUACCGAAGUAAUGCCGAGAAAAACAACUACGGUAGUGGUGAAGACUGUGUCGCAGCAGCUGAAAGAGAAGCCUACGAUUCAGUCUGUGCAUGGAUCAAUGGAAAAUGCUGUUGAUCCUCACAUACAGCAAAUGCUCGACCAACAAUUUCAAAACGACCCGAGCAUGGAGCAGCUUAGAGAAAACCUCCAAAGAGCUGCUGUUAGCGCUAGUCCACAGUCUCAAACCCGUACUGCUGAAAGCAAUACUCUACCAAGGUCAGUUCCGCGUACUGAAUCCGUGGAGGAACGAAGAGGAAGAGAUCGCGAAAAGAAGCAACCAGCGGCAAAACGGGAGCGGUCUUUUUUCGGAGAAUUGCGGGAUAGACUUAGCGGUAGGCGGCGAAGCCAACCCCAAAGAUCGAAGUCCAUGGACGUCAAUGGACCGGAAAUCGAAGAAGCCGUUAGUCUCCCUCCUAGUCGUGAUCCGAGUAGGGUACGAUACGCAGGCCCCGGCGAAAGAUACAACGAGACUCAGUCGGUGGGCGGGAAAUCGGGCGAGUCCAGCAAGAGCCUUUAUCAGCACAGUACCCUAGUGCUCGAACUGGAGCAUGAAAAGCAGCUCAAAUAUUUUUUAAUUCCUCCGUCAAUGCUGAAUGAGCCAGCUGCUGCGAAGCUGAUGCGACGCGGCAAGAAGCUGCACAUCUACAAUGAACACACUUUCGUAGCCGUGAAAAUCCGAGGUGGCGUUAGUUGCAAUGUAUGCCAACAACGGAUAAAGUCAAGUUUUUCGAAGCAAGCCUAUCAGUGCCGAGAUUGCAAACUCGUGUGCCAUAAAUCAUGUCAUUACAAAACAGAUGCGUUUUGCACACAAAGUAAUGUCUCCAAGUUACAAAUAAUGAGCGCCACUCUUUCAGCUCGCCUCAGUUUUGGUGAUUUCCAGGAAUACGUCGCAGUCAUUCUGCAUGAUUUCUAUCCUUCAUAA